UCAAAACAUGACACAAACAAGAAGGAUUCACGCAUCAGAAAUAUUACAAGGUUCAGAUAAUUCAAACAAAACACUUGGCAAUGAAAACAACAGCAUAAACAAUAGAACAUUAAAUAACGUUGAAGAAAUAGUAAAGGCAGAUACAAAACAGAGUGAAAAAGUAGUUCCAGCCCCUCUAACUAGGCAGCAGAUAAUUGUUAUGGCCCUACUCGCAAUUUCAAAUGUCUCAUCAACAAUAACUUUUUCCUGUAUUGUACCCUUUCUUCCAACAGAAGCUACUAAACGGAAAGGCUUAAGUACAACACAAGUUGGAUUUGUUAUUGGGUAUUAUCAACUUAUUCAAUUUAUUGCUUCACCUGUUAUUGGAAAAUAUAUGGCUGUUUUACGAGCCAACCGAACAUUUACUGGAGGAAUUAUACUUUGUGGUAUGAGUUCAAUAGCUUUUGGUUUUGCCGAUUAUUUGCCUUCUGGCCCAAUGUUUUUCUUUGGAUUACUAGUUUGCAGGACAACUCAAGCUCUUGGCGGAGUUGGUUUUAACACCGCUUCUUGGACAAUUGUUGGGAGACUAUUUCCUGAUAGAAUAAGCCUGGCAACUGGCAUUAAUGAAGUUGCAUUUGGUCUUGGAUACACUUUAGGGCCAGCAAUCGGUAGUGGAUUAUAUGAAGUCGGUGGAUAUAUUUUACCUUUAUUUGUUGUUGGAUCUGCGCAGUUGUUGCUUGUUUUGGGUGUUUUACCAUUUUAUCGUGGCCUUUUAUCUGAGGGUCUGUUUUAG
Molecule: messenger RNA, 772 nt
Organism: Meloidogyne enterolobii
Lineage: Eukaryota; Metazoa; Nematoda; Chromadorea; Rhabditida; Meloidogynidae
Source: the annotation of a GenBank genome assembly